AUGCAGGGUUGGAUACCGAUCCAGACAAAGGAGUGCCCACUUCAUAUGGCUAUUAUCACUUCUCCAAGAAGCCAAGUUGGGAACAACAACGUCCCAGUGCAGACCAGAGUGGAAAGUGAGAAGAGUGAUUUGUCUGAGGACGAAAUGUGUGUGUUACAGGUACAGUCGUAUGAUAAAGGGGAAUUUGUUUGCACGGGCAUUAAUGGUAGUUCUCAACUGCCCACACAGACUUGUCAAGUACGGGGUAGACUUAAGCAACAUAUACAGUUUUGGAAGCGAUCGAGGCUCCAAAAUUUAUUCUAAACACGAAACGUGAAGGGUAUAAAAUUGCAUUCUUAGUUGAACCAGCAUAUUCUUUCAAGUCGAACAAUCGUUCCGCAAAAUUGCACGACGAUUUUGUUAGUGAUACAAUCAACGAGUUAUUAGAGGGAGAUCCGAUUUCUGAAGUACAAUGUAGACAAGAUUUACAUGUAGUCAGUCCUCUCUCAGUAUCCGUUCAGCCAUCAGGGAAGAAAAGACUUAUCCUAGAUUUCAGGCUCGUUAAUAAAUGCCUUUUACAAGAAGGUAGAGUUUGAUGAUCAUAAGAAAGCCCUCGAAAUUUUUUACUUUAAACGGUUUCAUGACAAAAUUUGAUUUAAAAAGCGGAUAUCGCCAUGUUGAUAUUUUUUCGGGGCAUCGAAAAUAUUUGGAAUUUAGUUGGACUUUUAAAAACGGUGUACCAAGAUAUUUCAACUUCAAUGUAUUACCUUUUGGGUUGUCAAAUGCUCCAUACAUAUUUACAAAAUUAUUGCGCCCUCUUGUGAAAUUGUGGCGAAGCAGGGGUUUACAUUCCUUAGUAUAUUUGGACGAUGGUCUUGGCAUAGAAGAAACGGUUGAGAAAGUUGAAUAUGCCGCCCAUCACAUUCGAGGGGAUUUGUUCGCAGCGGGGUUUAUUGUAGCCGAAGAAAAAAGUGUUUGGGAUCCAACGCAAAUUCUAGAAUGGCUUGGAAUUAAGUGGAAUUCGAAAAGUGGGAAUAUUUCUAUAGCAGAUAAGCGUAUCACUAAAGCUGCAGCUUUGCUUCGCAAUGCCAGUGAAUUUCCAACAAAAUCUGCUCGUGAAUUAGCUAAAAUAGUGGGAACUAUUAUUUCCAUGGGCCCUGUGUUGGGUAGACUUACACGUAUAAUGACCAGACAUUGUCAAAUGACAGUAGCUGUAGGGCAAGAUUGGGAUACGAAAUAUGCAUUAGACAAUUAUUGUUUGUCUGAAAUUAAUUUUUGGUUGCAAAAUUUACAAUUUGUAAACAGUAAGUACUGCUUCAAUCGCAUAGCACACAACAAAAUGGUUUAUUCUGACGCCAGUGCGUAUGCUUGUGGAGCAUUAGUACAGGGUGAGACCCAAAUGGUUUGUUACAAAAUGUUUACCCCUGAGGAGGUAUCCUGUAGUUCAACACAUCGUGAACUGAUUACCAUAUUGUACAGUUUAGAAGCCUUUGGGGAAAAACUGUUUAAUUCCCGUAUUAAGUGGUUCACGGAUAAUCAAUCUACCGCGAAGAUUGUAGAUGUGGGUAGUAUGAAGUUGACUUUACAUGCACUUGCCUAUAAAAUUUUUUCAUACUGUUUGGCAAAUAACAUUGAUAUGAGUAUUCAAUGGAUUCCACAAGAAUUGAACGCCCAAGCUGAUUUCAUAAGCAAAAUUAAGGAUUGUGACGAUUGGCAAAUUACCUCUGAUUUUUUUUUUUAA
Molecule: messenger RNA, 1720 nt
Organism: Paramuricea clavata
Lineage: Eukaryota; Metazoa; Cnidaria; Anthozoa; Malacalcyonacea; Plexauridae
Source: the annotation of a GenBank genome assembly